GUGCAAGAAACGAACAAAGCACGUUUUUUAUUUUGCAUAUAGAAGAGCCAUAUAUCUCCAAUUUCUGUGGGGUCCAAGCGAGAAGAACCUUUUUUUGAUGCGACCAUCCGACCAUGCGAGAAGAAUCUCCACCGUCUCCAAGACCCAAACUGCACCGUUCCGACCAUCCGGCUAAUACAUCCAGGCCUUCCACAUCUGUCGGUCCAUGGAUUUUAUUCCAUGCGAUGGACAGUGUGUUAAUUUUUGCGGAAGCUCGAAAGUCUUGUUUACUAAUCAUGCAAUCACCAUAUGACAUUUUAUCGUGUUUUGGUCUCAUUCGCACGAUAUCGUAAAUCACUUCCGGAUAGAUCACUCAUCUUUAACUCUGGAGUUUAAAACGGAUGUUUACCGAAAAAGAUAAACCUACUUUGGUGAUAUAGAUAUCAAAAUCAAUUCUUUUAAGCUUUUUCUUAUACUACAAACCGGAAUGGUACACAAAUUUUAGGAGAUGCGCAGAUAAGACCUGAUUAGACAUAGUUGUGUUAUGUGUUCCGAACUUUUGAGAUUUCCAAAAUCUCAAUGCAUCUGAAUUUAGAAUGAUUUAGGUCCAGUUACUAAAGUCCUGCCAUUUGUAACCACGAGUUAUGAAUAAAUUGUCUAUCACAACAUCAAAUCGCAACGAACAUUCGCACGCAAAAAAAUUAGAAUUUUCAAUCAAUGAAAUUUCAGCAAACUGAAUUAGUGAUUUUCAUUAGUGUUGGAACCGAACCAAGUUUAUGUCUUUUCAAAAUACCGUUAAUUCACCGAGGACUAAUAAAAGUUGAAAACGUCGGCUUGAUCGAGAAGUACAAAGUGACGACGACGCAAAAAGAAUAGAAAAAAAGGUUUCGGCUUUGAGAGAAGUCAAACGGAGAUGCCGGAGGAGGAGGAGUCAAUAGAUAUCAAAUUCAGGCUCUACGAUGGAUCCGACAUGGGCCCAUUCCGCUAUUCCUCUGCCUCUACCAUUGAUUGCUUGAAGCAAAGAGUCCUCUCUGAUUGGCCCAAAGGCAAAACUCUUGUACCAAAAGGGAUCAACGAGGUUAAGCUGAUCAGCUCGGGUAAGAUUUUGGAGAACAAUAAGACCGUUGCCCAGUGUAAGACGCCGUUUGGAGAGGUUGCAGGUGGUGGAGUCACUCUCAUGCUCAUGCACGUUGUUGUACAGCCUUGUCUUUCAAAAGCUAAAACAGGUACAAUACUUUUUCUUUUCUUUUUUUUUUGUCUAUGCAUAUCAGAAAAAAAAAUGUACCAUUUCAUGGAGAUUUAUGUGUUAUUUAUUUAUCUUGUCUUUCACAUGUUUGGCUUAUGUUAUAUUUGCUUUGUGGCUCCCUUGUUUACUUCUUAUAGCAUCGUCUGCCUCUAGUUAUAUACAUAAGGAUGAUAACAAGAGUUUAUCCUUCUAGAGAAUGAAUGUCUUGCCAAACAUAAACAUUUGCAUCCCUGAUUCACAAAAACUUGAUCAAAAUGAUUUGAGUCUCUCUGAUUUCUAACAAGUGUUGAGGAAUGCUAACUAGCCGUUGGAUACCGGUUUGAUUGAACACCGAAGAAGGUCGAUAAAGCACCCAAGGCGGUUAUAUGCACAUGCACCAUUUUAUGAAGGGAGCAAGAUCUGUAUCCAUACUUAGACCAUCUCAAUUCUUCAGCUACAGAACAAAAGCAAAAAAUAAAGGUAAAAGGUAAAGUAAAGCUUCCCUUCAAGCAAGCUGUGGAGUAUCAUAACCUCAGAAAAGCAAGCCUUGAUUGUGUAGAAAGUAAUUAGAUUCUUUCCAAGUACCCAUCAUUUGUUGCCUCUUACUUGUUUUUGUUCACACUGUCUUCUAUACUUCGUUCGCGUCCCACGUAGCACAUGUAAUAAACGAGAGUUGUAUAGGUUCACUUUAAUUAUGUAUCUAUCAGAGGAUAAUUCUUACACCUAGUUAGCUCAAUUGAAACCAAAAACGCUUUUUUCUUUUAGUUGUUUGCUUGUUCAAGUAAGAGAACAAAUUCCGCAGGAAAACACUUCUUAGAUGUUCCUAUUUUGCAAGAGUCCAUGACUCCAAUCUCUUAUCGUUCACGUUUUGUA
Molecule: messenger RNA, 2077 nt
Organism: Brassica napus (rape)
Lineage: Eukaryota; Viridiplantae; Streptophyta; Magnoliopsida; Brassicales; Brassicaceae
Product: membrane-anchored ubiquitin-fold protein 3-like
Exons: 2
Coding region: 893-1378 (161 amino acids)
Molecular function (GO): protein binding
Source: RefSeq, a predicted model, not a curated record